UCCAUAAAAACAACAAUGGAACAUUCCUCUUCCAGUUUUCUGGUGUUUGAAAAUGAAUGGUUUCUUGUCUUGCUCAGUUAAGACUUUUGCGUAAAUAGUAUAACACCAUACAAAGAGUAAGGAAACUCUUUGCCUUGGGGCUUGGUUGCAGUCCGGCUGUUCCGCACUUGUUUGCGGCCAGCAUGCGUUUGCUUGAAUCUGAUUGAUUGAAUAAUUUCUCUUUGUGAUUAAUUAGAAACAUUUCGGAAAAUUCUUGUUACGGGCAGGGGACAGGAGAAGUAUCGCAGCUAUCACAUGGACAAGUUUGAAAUCAUGAAUCACGAUAUCGGGAAAGUGGCAGCUGAAAAGGCGUUCCUCGGGAACAUGGAAGAGCGAGGCCCGCAGACGGACCGACAGAUUGAUGAUCGAAAGACAGGUUUGUCAGGAUCGCUCUUUCCGGGCACUUCGUCGACUUACUUCCCUUUAGAUGCCCCUGACGACGUGCAUGCACCAAGUUCAAAGUCGGAACCAGAAUUGACCAAAGCCCAGAAAGUCGCGGCGGCAUACUUUCCCAUCGGUGCACCUGCUGCGGAGCGAAAAGCUCGACUUUCUAUGAAGCCGUCCUCGGAGCCUUUUAAAGGCUUAUCAAAAACUGGCGGUCCUGUUGAAGAUGGAUGGAAGGAGUCUGGCGAGCCUAGUCACGAAGGAAUGAAACAGCAUAUUAACAUGGACAGCAUUAAUGCUGGGGGUGAAAAUUUCCCGAAACCAAUUAAUCCUUUUGCUAUUCCUGGCGUAUUUCCUCCUAAUGCAUUUGGACAAGGUUUUCCGAUGAUGGUAAAUCCGUAUCCGGACGCGGUAAAAUGGUUGCAAAUGUACGGCAGUGUUGGAGGAAUGACGGGGAAGGAUCGCGGGACGGGUGCGGCCACGGAUACAUAUAUCGAGCACAGUUAUCAGUUUACAUGCACACUGGCAAAAUCUGCCGAUGAUCGUACUCGCACACACCUCCGGAAUUUCGGCAAAACGGUGAAAACCAUAGUAAAGGUUGUGGGUUCGCUAGAGGCUGCCUUCGUCACACUGCGUGGAUGUUUUUACGCAUUACUAAAUGCUAUUGAAUACGGAGCUUACGGAUGGAAUUUGCUUAGCGGAUUUCCAUUGGUGCGGUUAACCAUAGUGACAUUCCGGAUGUUUUGGCAUUAUCUGAAAGUUGUGGGACGGAAAGGGCCGCUGGUGGGAUUUUUGGCUUUAAUUUGCACUUAUGUUGGACGAGCGCUGAUACCGGUGCUUAAAAGCCUCUUACAGCCGCUUCGAAUUAAAUUUUCGAUGAACAAAACUGCGACAGUCCGGACGGCAUAUCAGGCUAGGAAUCUGCGUGAACUUUCGGUCGAAGUUGGCGAAGAAGUGGUCAUUGAAGAGCCUCAGGCAAAAUUUUUAUCUAACGAGCGGAAUAUGAUUAUGGUCAGAAAGUCUAAGGAUUCAGCUGGACGGUCAGUCCGAGGUCUCAUCCCACGGGGUGCUGUGGGACCAGAAUCUAGUCGAUAACAAGGUCUAUUGUUUAUUAUUUAUGUUACACGAGUGGCAUCGUUUACAAAUGUGAAACCCCAUAAUAUUUGAUCUUAUGCAAAUUCGUUGUCCGAUAAUUUGUGCUGCAGCUUGUGGAAGUGACGGUAGCUUGUGGAAUAUUUCUUGCACAAUUGGAAUAGGUUUGUUGAAAUCUCGUUAGUUAGUGGGCAAAUAAAACUUAAUGCGCCAUAAAA
Messenger RNA from Paramacrobiotus metropolitanus, 1733 nucleotides. RefSeq lists its product as uncharacterized. The transcript is spliced from 5 exons. The record is from RefSeq and is a predicted model, not a curated record. Lineage: Eukaryota; Metazoa; Tardigrada; Eutardigrada; Parachela; Macrobiotidae. The coding region runs from base 295 to 1518 and encodes 407 amino acids.